Messenger RNA from Musca vetustissima, 1552 nucleotides. RefSeq lists its product as uncharacterized. Gene Ontology annotation, biological process: intracellular signal transduction. Bases 5 to 1552 code for a protein of 515 amino acids. The transcript is spliced from 9 exons. NCBI's taxonomy places the organism in Eukaryota, Metazoa, Arthropoda, Insecta, Diptera, Muscidae. The record is from RefSeq and is a predicted model, not a curated record.
CAUAAUGGAUUUUAUAUUUGAAUGUUUUUACACGGAUACAUUGGAUAAAAUUAGCCGCAGUGGACUACAGGAUCGUUCAUCGCGCCGAGAUGUUUUGGAUCAUUUAAAUGCCAUAAUCGGUGGUUGUAGUGAUGGUCAAAAUAUGCAAACCGAGGAGGUGGCACGCAUUGCUGUACUGUCUGCUGUCCGUUAUCAUCGUGAGCAAAAGGACGCCAAUGGUGAUGUCUGUUUAAUGGGCAAAUACCAUAACAUCUUGUAUAUUGCCUUGCGUACUUGCUGGGAUUGGGGUGUACGAGAUUCUGCGGUCGUUGUGGUUUUAUUGGAGGAAAUUUAUGCAUGCGAAAAGACAUUCGAACGUAUAUUCUUGGGCGCUUUGUUUGGUACCCAUGCACCGCACUUUAUUGCCGGUUGGCGUAGUGACUUUCGAGAUCAGGAUGAGAAUACCCGAGCUAUGGUUUAUUUUCUACAUCAUGCAACAAGUCUUGAUAUGACACUGCCCUGUUGGAUAGCACGUUAUGAACAGGAACGUAUGGUCAAAUUCAUUGAUAUUCCAAUUGAAUCCUGUGGCCGUUCAUCGCCGUUACGUGUGGCGUUACAGGCGAGUGCGCCAGACUUAUUGCUAAUUUUAUUAAGAUAUGGCGCCAAUCCUAAUCCACCGGAUGGUGGUUCAUCUGCUGUACUGGCAUUACUUGAUAAAUUGACUGAAAAUGGCCGUAAUUAUGUUUAUCAAAAUGUCUCAUGCUUGCAAAUACUUUUGCGUAAUAUACCGUUAAUUGAAUUGCCAUAUAAGCCCAUUAUUUAUAGUACAAGACGAGAAAUGUUUUUCCAACGUUAUGGCCGAUUAUUAAUGGACAAAAUUAUACCCAAGGAACAGGUCUAUGGCGUUAUGUCACUGCGGCACUUGUGUCGUUGUCGUAUACGUGAUUUGUUGCGGCAUAAUGGACAAUUGCCCGAUGGCAUUGAUACAUUGCGGCUGCCAAGACGUUUACAGCGUUACAUCGAUCUAAUGGAAGAAAUCGAAGGACCAGAUAAGGAUAAAAACAAUGACGAUACGGAUGAUUUUCCCACCACCAGUAAGGCUGGCCAAAAUAGAAACCCCGUUAAAAAGGCAACAGCCAGUGCCAAAGUACUUAAACCAAUCGAAGAAGAAGACAGACCGACAACAACAACAGAAACAGUGGCAGAAGCAACAACAUCUUUGGCAGCUAAAACCACAGAAGUAGAGGCAGAAGAAAAAGGAGAAGUAACGGAUGCCGUUACCACAACUGAAGAUAGCAAUGCAGCAAACACUUCAACGGAAUUAUCAACUACGACCACCGAUGAUACCAUUAGCACUACAACUACAUUAGUGGAACAAGCUGAGCAAGUAGUAACCGAACUAGACCAACAACUACAAACCAUUAGUAUUACUGAAGUUGAAGAAUCAACAACCAUCGACGAAUUACCACCAACCUCCUCAACGACUGAUGAUGAACAGGAGGAGGAGAAUGCGGAGGCGAAGGACAAUAAUGCCACUCCAGUGAUUAUUAUCGAUAAACCUUUUUUAUUUUGA